CACCUAGCUCCCAGCUCACGAGGACCGGGCGGCUGCACCCAGGGCUGCUUUUGUCACCCACUCAAGAGGGUUCUAGGGGUUAGCGUGCAGUCACCUCAGAUGCACUGAGUGUGUGGAAGGAGGGACUUGGGGGUGCCCCUGGCCUCUGCCAGGCCACUCCGCGUGCUGAGGUGGGCCCCCACCCUGGCCUCCCCCGCGUGCCAAGGCUCUGCCAUCCCCCAGCUAUUGUGCUGCCUGCAUCCCGGACACCAGGGUGAGGAGCUUCUGCAGGGCUCCUGAUGGAUCCCUGGGGAGGAUCCAUGCGCUCACGAGGGUCAGAGUCCUGCUGGGGGGUGGGCUGGGAGGGCCAACCAUGAUCUGGGUUCAAACUCCGGAUCCAGCGCGGUUCCCGUGGGAGACUGAUGGCUCGCCCCUGUGUGUCCUAUCUUGGCAGGAGGUGGUGGUGGACCAACUGAAGGUCCCUGGAGGGGCCCCCGAGUGAGUCCCACUAAUGCUGGGGUCUGGGGGGGAGUCUGCCCCUUCGCAGCUGGCUCCCUGCCCACUCCCCACUCCUGGAAGCCAUGGGGCCCUAAUUCUUCGACGCACUGGCAGCGCCGCCACAGAGGGGAAACGCACUGAGGGGCUGGGGCCACCACUCGGCAGGCUCCCACUGCGCCUGGUGGCCGCGUCCUCCGCCAACACGGGCUCAAGUUCCGCUGGAGAGUCACGGAGCCUGAACAUCGCAAACCCAGGUCCCCCUGCAGAAAUCUCCAGGUGCCUGAAGAUUCGGGCCCCUGUGCCGGGGGUGCUGGGGGUUCAGCCAGCCCUCCAGGUGCCUGGGAUGUUUGAGAGUCCCGGACCGCAGCCAUGGAGGCCACCUGGACCCCCAGGCCCGUGUGUGUCGCCCGCCAGCCCCGAGAAAAUGGGACCGCGGGGGCCCCCCGGCCCCCCAGGGCCGCCUGGCCUGCCGGGCAAGGACGGCAUCGACGGAGAAGCCGGCCCGCCAGGCCUGCCUGGAGCCCUGGGACCGAAAGGGGCCCCGGGGAAGCCGGGGAAACCAGGAGAGGCCGGGCUGCCGGGCCUGCCCGGAGUGGACGGUCUGACUGGGCGAGAUGGACCCCCUGGACCCAAGGGCGCCCCUGGAGAACGGGGAAGUCUGGGCCCCCCAGGGCCCCCCGGGCUUGGGGGCAAAGGGCUCCCCGGACCCCCUGGAGAGGCGGGCGUGAGCGGCCUCCCAGGCGGCAUCGGCCUCCGCGGCCCCCCGGGACCCUCUGGACUUCCAGGCCUCCCGGGCCCCCCAGGACCUCCCGGACCCCCUGGACACCCAGGGGUCCUUCCAGAAGGUGCUACUGACGUUCAGUGCCCAGCCAUCUGCCCACCAGGGCCCCCGGGCCCCCCAGGAAUGCCGGGGUUCAAGGGACCCACCGGCUACAAAGGGGAGCAAGGAGAGGUCGGCAAGGAUGGUGAGAAGGGCAACCCCGGUCCCCCUGGGCCUGCUGGCAUCCCGGGCACCGUGGGGCUGCAGGGCCCUCGAGGGUUACGAGGACUGCCGGGGCCACUCGGGCCCCCCGGGGACCGGGGUCCAGUCGGGUUCCGAGGACACCCAGGCACCCCAGGAGCACCCGGGAAAGCGGGCGACCGAGGCGAGAGAGGCCCAGACGGGGUCCGUGGCCCCAAGGGAGACGUCGGCAGGUCGGGCCCCAGAGGAAUCACUGGAGUAGCCGGGCCGGGUGGGGAGCCGGGCAUGCCGGGCAAGGAUGGCCAGGACGGUGUGCCAGGGCUGGAUGGCGAGAAGGGAGACGCUGGUCGCUCCGGAGCACCCGGAGACAAGGGUCCCAACGGGCUGCCGGGACUGCCAGGACGAGCAGGAUCCAAAGGCGAGAAGGGAGAACCGGGCAAAGCCGGAGAGCUGGGUGAGGCCGGCCCCUCGGGAGAGCCUGGUGUCCCUGGAGAUGCUGGUGUGCCCGGGGAGCGUGGCGAGGCGGGCCACAGGGGCUCGGCGGGGGCACUUGGCCCGCAAGGCCCUCCUGGAGCCGCUGGGCUCCGUGGCUUCCAGGGCCGGAGGGGCAGCAGUGGAGACCCCGGCUUGCCAGGACCCCAGGGCCUUCGGGGUGACACUGGCGACCGGGGCCCAGGCGGAGCCGCAGGCCCAAAGGGAGACCAGGGCUCUGCAGGCGCCGACGGCCUCCCCGGGGAUAAAGGAGAACUGGGCCCCAGUGGGCCUGUUGGGCCAAAAGGAGAGUCCGGCGGCCGAGGGGAGCUGGGCCCGAAAGGCAUGCAGGGCCCCAACGGCACGAGUGGAGUCCAGGGCGUCCCAGGCCCACCCGGCCCCGUGGGCUUCCAAGGAGUGCCAGGGGUCCCUGGGAUUACUGGAAAGCCAGGAGUUCCGGGUGAGGAAGCCAGCGAGCAGCGCAUCAGGGAGCUGUGUGGGGGCAUGAUGAGUGAACAAAUCGCGCAGCUGGCGGCAAAUCUGAGGAAGCCUCUAGCACCCGGCUCCAUCGGGCGGCCUGGUCCAGCCGGGCCCCCAGGCCCCCCGGGCCCCCCCGGCUCCAUCGGCCAUCCUGGUGCCCGAGGGCCUCCUGGAUAUCGCGGCCCCCCCGGAGAGCUGGGAGACCCCGGCCCCAGAGGAAACCAGGGGGACAGAGGGGACAAAGGAGCGGCGGGCGAGGGUCUCGACGGGCCUGACGGAGAUCAAGGGCUCCAAGGCCCACAAGGUGUGCCCGGCAUCGGCAAGGACGGCCACGACGGUGCUCAUGGCGAACCUGGGCUCCCCGGUGACCCCGGCGUGCCCGGUGCUCCUGGUGCGCAGGGGACACCCGGGGUCUGUGACACGGCAGCCUGCCAAGGAGCCGUGCUUGGAGGCGGUGGGGAGAAGGUGGGUUCUAGAAGCUCAUGAAGCACAACUGGAGGAGUGAAAAAGCGACCGACUACGUAGGCAGUGAGUGGGAAAGCCCUUCUGCAGGGCUGAGUGGGCCCUUCCGCCAUGGGGGGACGCCCUGCUCACAUGGCUGGGGCAGCCUCCCCGGCCCGUCCCCCAGCAUCCUCAGUCCUGUCCGCCAGGCGUCUCCGGCUCUCUGCGUAUUUACAAUGGUCCCUUCACCUGUGACGUCAGACCUCAAACACAGGCCCUCUGUGAUAAAACCGUAACCCCGCGUUCGAGGGAGAUGGGAGUGUAUAUAAAAAAGUGUGUACAAUCCCACAAGAGAAAAUACUCGGUAACUUGUUUACAUAACAUUUGUGUGAAGACUAUAGUAAUCUUCAGAUUAAUCGGCUACAGUGUAAAAAAAAACAAUGUACGAUACCCUUCUAUCCAAAGGUCUCGUCUGGUUUACCUGCUCCUUUUUGUGUACAGACCCACAGCUAUGUCUGAUUAACAGUAUUUAUGAAGGUGACUGGGCAUUGCACUAAAGUCUAUCGGUAUUAUCUAUGGUAAUAAAUAAAGCCACUCAUUUGAAAACCUCA
Messenger RNA from Choloepus didactylus (southern two-toed sloth), 3441 nucleotides. It is a transcript of the gene COL9A3, whose product is annotated as collagen type IX alpha 3 chain. Bases 491 to 2875 code for a protein of 794 amino acids. Lineage: Eukaryota; Metazoa; Chordata; Mammalia; Pilosa; Megalonychidae. The transcript is spliced from 34 exons. The record is from RefSeq and is a predicted model, not a curated record.